GUAAACUGAUACGGGCCUUAACGAUACUUUCGUUGACAGUUACAGAUGCGGGCACUGAUUGGCUGAGAGGCCACAUCGAGGCACUUUUAUUGAUAAAAAUGAGUUCAGAAUACGAGCCUGAGCGAGUGUGUGUAUGUGAGCUGGUUUCCGAACUUUCAGUUGUGGUGUUGGGUAAAAUCGGAUUCUCUUAGACGUAGUUUCUGAACGCAGCCCUGGCCAGCCUCGGACAGAUCUCGGCUCGCAACGUGGUUAGCUGUGUGAAUUUGCAGUGUGCGAUACCGUGAAACAACGAUCGUAUCUGUUCGUAACUCCUUGAAAAGUCAAGAUCGAGAGGGCGACAAGAUUGUACAUAUUUCUGUAACGAUCCACGAGCGCAACGAUGGACGUGGAUCCACCAGAAUUUCUGUCGAAGGAUGACGAGAUUCAAUAUUGGAUGGAUUUGGCUCAUCAGUUGCAUCAGAGGAAAGACGAUGUUGAGCGUGAGCUGGAAGAAUUCCAAGAGAAUUCGCAAAUGUUAGAGAAAGAAUUGGAAACUUCCUUGGAGCAAGCGGAGAAGACAAACAGAGAACUGAGACAAAGGAACACGAGGUUGGCCACAGAGAUCGAACAGUUGAGGGCACGAUUGGAUCAACAGUCCACGGAUUGUGCUAUGUUUCAAGGAAAGGCGCAAGAUCUGCAGCUGCAGCAUGAACACUUACUGAAAUAUAUUAGAGAACUCGAACAAAAGAAUGAUGACUUAGAAAGGGCGCACAGAAUAAAUAGGGUCACAGAAGAGGAAAUAGAGGCUAAGUUUAAUUCAGCUAUAGAAAAGAAUGCCUUGCUCGAAUCGGAGCUGGAUGAGAAGGAAGGCUUAAAAGUUAUAGUGCAAAGAUUAAUGGAUGAAGUCAGAGACCUAAAACAGGAAAUACAGGUGCACGAGAGGCAUCAUGCGGACAAUAAUAAGACCGUCGAUAGAGUUCGUAAUAUCGUCGAUAGCAAUAAGCUGCAGGCCGAAUUGGAGUCGAAUUCACCCGCCAGUCAAUUACCACCGCAAACCAUACCUCCAAGUAGCACAACAACUUCGCCAUUGAAAAUUGGACACGGGAUGGUAGGAGCGGUAAUUGGAAACAACAAUAACAAUGUGAACCAACCAUUGCCACCCUGCACCAGAAUACUGGCGAUGAAUAUGAUCGGCGACCUUAUGCGGAAAGUAGGGGCGUUGGAAAAUAAGCUGAACACAUGUCGAAACGCGUUUCGAGAAGAUCAAGCGGUUCGUGAUCUCUACAGGGCUAGACGACAAGUCAGAAGCCCAGCCUCGGGAAACAACAACCACAUUCGAUUAUAAACGAAAGGACGUCGCAGCGAUCGUAUGUCCGCACACAUACAUGUCACAUUGUGUAAUACCGAUGUAACAAUUAGGUGAAUAUUUGUUUAACGGUGAUUUUUUUCGUUUAAGUUAAUUCGAUAAAGUUUAUACAGAAAUCGAAAAGCGCUUAUCAUGCUAGGCAUGAAAUCUCUCCUUUUCUCUCAGCUGUAAUUUUUGCAGUGUUACCGUUGCCACUAUGACUCGCGUAAUACUCUCGUUUGUGUUUUCCUCUAUCUCUGUUGUAAACGCGAAUGAAAGAGUAUAUUUUAUUAUAGAAAUCUCUACAUAUAUGUGUGUAAGCUCCGCCGCUAUAAAUUACUUAAAACCGGGAGUUGAAACCGAUAUAUAUAAUUUCGGUGAACUGAGUUUCUUACGUAAUAGGCAUAUGCAAAGAAAUCGUCUCUUAUCGUCAAGAAUGACAACAUGUUCCGCUUCCAUCGACGUUCAUUUGUGAUUAAACUUAGACAUAGUCUCUCUUUCUCAGAUCCAAAUUUGAGCUCGGCGAAAUUACAUCGGUCCCUGCUGAAAUUGUAAUAUUAGUACAGAGAUGACAGGGAUGAAUUCUAUCACAUUUCACUUUUUCAAGCCUAUUAUGCUACAUUACUAUAGAUAAAUAUAUAUACCGCCACGCAACAACGUAUAACCAUUUUAGAAACUGACAAUUUUUCAUGUAAAUAACUGACAACGAGACCGUACGAAAUUGAAAACUCGGAUAUGAACUAAAUUUUAAUAAUUUAUAAGGGGGGACUUUCUAAAUAUAAACAUGGAAUAUUAGAUAUAAACGGCCGACCGUUCAAAAGUUAUUAACGAGAAAGAUUUCAGCGUCCACGUAGACCGAUGUGGCAUAGCCGAGGCGUAAGUAAUUACGUUGUACGAAGAAUCAAUAAAAAUUUCGAUUUGAAAAUUUAUUUUGUUCUUAUAUUGCAUCUUUUCGCUAAUAAAAGAAUUAAAGAAUUACUAUUUUAUUUAAAAAAAGAAAAAUCAGUUGUAAGAAAAACCACGGUGAGGAAUCGAAUCGGACUUACGUUUUAGCAAUUAGACGUCCUGCUAUGCAUCGUUUCGAAUUUCGGCUAUACUACACCAGUCGUUGAAAUCUUUCUUCGUUAAUAAUUUUGGAGUGGCUGACCAUCUAUACCUAACAUUCUACGUUUGUACUUCGGGAAUCUUCCCAUAAACUAUUAAAGUUUGUUUGAAUUUCCAACUUUGUGUGGUCUCCUUGUGAGAAUAAUAGUAACGCGAAGUACUAUUACUUAUUCAUAUAUAUAUAUAUAUAUAUAUAUAUAUAUACAUGU
This is a messenger RNA of Dinoponera quadriceps, 2637 nucleotides long. It is a transcript of the gene nudE, whose product is annotated as nuclear distribution protein nudE-like 1-A. The record is from RefSeq and is a predicted model, not a curated record. Gene Ontology annotation, biological process: microtubule nucleation; chromosome segregation; mitotic centrosome separation. Bases 380 to 1324 code for a protein of 314 amino acids. Lineage: Eukaryota; Metazoa; Arthropoda; Insecta; Hymenoptera; Formicidae. The transcript is spliced from 8 exons. Gene Ontology annotation, molecular function: microtubule binding. Gene Ontology annotation, cellular component: centrosome; kinesin complex; kinetochore.